UGCUUUGUUUACAUGGCAGUGUGAGGGACUUGCUGGUGUCACAUUCUCUCAUAAAAAGUGACCUCACACGCCACAUACACAUACUACAUAGCUGUGACCCCUCAUGUGCACGUGAUAUAACACCUGCGACCACCACAUGUACAUAUAUUAAGGGAAUAAUUACGUUUUUUUCUGGAAACAAGAGAUAAUUAACCGCCAAGCUGGGGAGUAUAAUGAUGCAUGCCUCGGUGGAUGGAGACUUUGAGGCUGAUGAAUCUCAGUGUCUGCUGUCUGAUACAGACACGGAUACACGUACAUUUACAAUGUCGAAUACGCACCGAUUGUGCUGUCUCUCUUUCUGCAUACGCAACUUUUUUGCCAGGUUAUGUGAAAGCAUGGUGAGCUGCUGCAUGCGUGGUCGUCAACUUGCAGCCAGAUCGGUUAGAAUUGGUCACCCAACAUCGGAGAAGUUCCCCCCAAAUGUCAUCCGUAACCAGAAAUUUAAUUUUUUUACCUUUAUUCCUAUGGUUCUUUUUGAACAAUUCAAGCUCUUCUUGAAUUUGUAUUUUCUUGUGAUGGCCACCUCUCAGUUUAUUCCAGAACUUCGCAUUGGAUAUCUGUACACAUACUGGGGUCCAUUGGGUUUUGUUAUUCUGGUAACAAUGACUCGUGAAGCUGUAGAUGACGUGCGGAGACGGCAGCGGGACAAGGAAGUGAAUCAGCAAAAAUACAAGAAGAUGACCCCACACGGAGGACAAAGAACAGUCACCAGUGCAAAUAUUAAAGUCGGAGACUUGAUAUUUGUUGAGAAAGACCAGCGUGUACCCGCUGACAUGGUCUUCUUACGGACUACCGAGACCAGUGGCACGUGUUUCAUCCGCACAGACCAGCUGGAUGGAGAAACAGACUGGAAGCUGCGUCUGGCUGUCCCUGUUACACAAAAGCUGGACACUAAUGAAGAGCUGUUUCAAAUGGAUGCCACUGUAUAUGCUGAGAAGCCCCAGAAAGAUAUAUAUAACUUCAUUGGUACUUUUACUAAGCAUGAUACAGACACUGAAGAGGCACUGACGGUAGAGAACACUGUGUGGGCUGGCACAGUGGUAGCCUCUGGGAGGCUGCUAGGACUGGUGGUUUACACUGGAGCAGAGACUCGGUCCGUCAUGAACAAUGCUGCCCCCAGGUCAAAGGUCGGCUUGCUCGACUUAGAAAUCAAUAAUCUCACAAAGCUUCUGUUUGUGGCAGUAUUGGGCUUGACUGUUGUGAUGAUGUGCCUGAAAGGUUUUGGUGGGCCUUGGUAUCGUUACUUCUUUCGGUUUAUGCUUCUCUUCUCAUACAUUAUACCAAUCAGUUUGCGAGUGAAUUUAGAUGUAGGAAAGGCCUUUUAUUCCUGGGAGAUUCAGCGGGACCAAGAGAUGCAAGGGACUGUGGUACGUUCAACGACCAUUCCCGAGGAGCUGGGACGUAUCACCUACCUACUCACCGACAAGACGGGUACUCUCACGCAAAAUGAGAUGGUGUUUAAAAUUCUUCAUCUUGGAACUGUGGCGUAUGGGACGGACACAUUUGAUGAGGUCUUAGCUCAUGUGAAAACGUUCUUCUGCAAAGACGUCAGUAGCACGCGAACAUCUACCCCUACACGCAUGAGAAAAACUGUGGUGACUCGUGUGGGGGAGGCCGUAAAGGCACUUGCACUGUGCCAUAACGUAACCCCAGUAUAUGAGGCAGAUGUAAACUUAGCCACUGAGGAAACAGAAGACAUUCAGGUUAUGCACAGUGCUGUGUAUCAGGCAUCCAGCCCUGACGAGGUUUCUCUGGUACGGUGGACAGAGUGUGUCGGCCUACCCUUGGUGCAUCGGGACCUGACCACCCUGACCCUGCGCACACCAGCUGGUAAAAGCCUCACUUAUACUGUCCUCCAGAUCUUUCCUUUUACUUCUGAAACAAAAAGAAUGGGUAUCAUUGUGAAGGAGGAAUCAACAGGAGAAAUAGUUCUCUACAUGAAGGGAGCAGACACAGUGAUGUCGUCCAUGGUAGAAUAUAAUGACUGGCUGGAAGAAGAGUGUAUAAACUUAGCUCAGAAGGGUCUUCGUACUUUAGUUGUGGCUCGCAAGGUCCUGACAGCAGAACAGUACACGCAUUUUGAGCAACGAUAUACAGCAGCCAAGUUAAGUGUAACAGAGAGAGGAAGUCGUGUAGCAGCAGUUGUGGAGAGUCUGGAGUGUGACCUUGAACUCUUGUGCCUUACUGGAGUCGAGGAUAAACUGCAAACCAAUGUUAAACAAACUCUUGAGCUGUUGAGAAAUGCUGGGAUUAAGAUAUGGAUGUUAACUGGAGAUAAACUAGAAACUGCUACUUGCAUUGCAAAGAGUUCUCGUCUUGUAUCACCCAACCAGGGCCUCCACGUCAUGGGUAAUGUGUCAACGCGGAGAGAAGCUCAUUUGGAACUGAAUGCCCUCAGAAGAAAGAGCGAUUCAGCUCUUAUUAUUAAAAAAGCAGCCGUGGUUCGCCUUAUACAGAGACACACGCAAAAGCGGGCAGCUGCCGUAGGAGAUGGUGGCAAUGACGUCUCCAUGAUUCAGGCUGCAGAUGCUGGUAUUGGUAUAGUUGGCAAGGAAGGAAAACAGGCAUCCUUAGCAGCAGACUUCAGCAUUGAACAGUUCCAGCACAUCGCUAGACUCUGUCUAGUACACGGUCGUAACUCGUACAAGCGCUCGGCGGCACUCUCUCAGUUUGUGAUGCACCGAGGCCUAAUCAUAUCCACCAUUCAAGCAAUAUUUUCUUCCAUCUUCUAUUUUUCCAGUGUUGCUCUGUAUCAAGGAUUCCUCAUGGUUGGGUAUGCUACCUUCUACACCAACUUCCCUGUGUUCUCACUGGUCCUGGAUCAUGAUGUCUCUCCAAACAUAGCUCUCACCUACCCUGAGCUCUACAAGGAUCUCACAAAAGGAAGAUCUUUAUCUUAUAAGACUUUCUUUGUAUGGGUGCUCAUUAGCAUUUAUCAGGGUGGAGUACUCAUGUAUGGUGCAAUGUUGCUGUUUGAGGACGAGUUGAUUCAUGUUGUGAGCAUCAGUUUCACUUCACUCAUCCUGACGGAGUUACUCAUGGUGGGUCUGACAGUGCGCACCUGGCAUCCCCUCAUGAUUGUCGCACAGUUUCUCUCACUCGGCUUCUAUGCCUUAUCAAUCAUCUUUAUGCAUUACUUUGACUGGGACUUUAUUAAAUCUAAGGAUUUCUUCUGGAAAGUUGUGGUCAUCACAUUAGUCUCCUGCCUACCACUCUACAUCUUGAAAUUCCUGCGUCGAAAAUUUACUCCACCGACGUAUUCCAAACUAGAAGAGCUCAAUACCUUUGGCAGUUCCAGCUUAACUCAGUCUCAGCCAUGAGGGCACCCUUAAAUUUACUGUGUAUGUUUAUUCUUUCCAAAGAUUUCAAAAUAUGUGAGAAAGAAAUCAACUUUUUACAAGCAGAUUUUGUCUUAGGAUGUACCCUCCUGUGGAUCUGUUAGAAAUAUUUCCAGCUCAGCAAAUUUACUAAACUAACAUUUGACUGAGAUACAGUUCGGAGUUGUGAAGUGAGUCAUUUUGAGAAUCCCAUCUUGUGAUAUUUGAAUUAAAGUAGUGAAUGUUGUACUACAUUUAAUCACUUUAUGUUUCAUAAAAGCUCUUCUGUGACUCUCUUAGUUCUAAUAACUGAAUUAGUACUUUAGUUUCACAUAUACCAGGAGGGUAAAGUUUUGGGGGUCAGUGCCCCCAUGGUCUGGUCCAUGACCAGGUCUUAUGAUAGUCAUAUAUUAGAAAUAUAUAUAUAAAAAAAGUGCAGUAUUAGAUUCUAAAUACUGAAUUUUUUCAUAUGAUAACCACAGUCAUAUAGGCUACACUUCUUUCAAAUUAUGCUUACAGAUCAAGCAAGCUGAAUGAUUUUUGUGUUUACUGUAAUGCCUUUCUAUAAUGUUGGAAUAAUAUGAGUGUGGAAAGUACUGUUUGAAUACCUUGUGCAUAAUUCUUGUUCACUUUGAUUAAUCGUUCCCAUCAGGUAACAAUAUUUUCCCAUAUCCCCACCAGGUAACAGUAUUUUCCCAUAUCCCCACCAGGUAACAGUAUUUUCCCAUAUCCCCACCAGGUAACAGUAUUUUCCCAUAUCCCCACCAGGUAACAGUAUUUUCCCAUAUUCCCACCAGUUACAGUAUUUUCCCAUAUUCCCACCAGGUAACAAUUUUUUCCCAUACCUAAAGUGGUAAAGACCUAACAGCAGAGCUGAAAUUAACUUACGAAUGAAGUUUUUCUCUUUGUAUGGGUUCUAAAUAAUAUUUACAGUCAUCAUUUGGGAAACAAAUGAGCAAGAUGUUGCAGGAAACAUGGGAAAUUUGGGUAAAGUUGAUUGAGCAGAAGAUGGAAACAAAGUAACAUAUCCCAGAAAACAAAUUGGAUUUUAAAAAGUUGAUAACACUUCAGUUCAUUGUGAAGAAAUAUUAAAUAGUGAGUGAUGAUAGUUCAAGACUGACUAAAAGAUAUAAUAUUUUCAUUUCUAGUUUGUGGGGUCAUUAUUUGUUCCAGUCAUGGUAUUGUGAAUUUUUAUUCAUAUUUCAGUAAAGUAUAUGUCCUUGAAGGAUUUCUACAUUCAUGGGCCAGAUAAUUAAAGAAAGAAACACUGUUACCUUCCUGGAGGGUGUUCCAGGGGUCAACAUCACUUACCUUCCUGGAGGGUGUUCCAGGGGUCAACAUCACUUACCUUCCUGGAGGGUGUUCCAGGGGUCAACAUCACUUACCUUCCUGGAGGGUGUUCUAGGGGUCAACAACACUGUUACCUUCCUGGAGGGUGUUCCAAGGGUCAACACCCCUGUGGCCUGGUCCUUGACCAGGCCUCCUGGUGGAUCAGGGCCUGAUCAACUAGGCUGUUACUGCUGGCCACAAGUAGUCCAGUGUACGAACCACAGCCCGGCUGAUCUUGAGCAAUCAAAGAAUAAUAAUUAUAUGUUUCUUAGCUAAACUGAUUUCAAAAUGUUUUACUAUUUGCUGUAGCUUCUCAUUAUCUAAUAUGAUUUGACUAAUGUGGUAAUGAUUGUAGGAAAUUACGGUUAUUAUAUUAAAUAGGAUUUAUUUAUUUGUAUUCUGCCACAUGCAGUUACCUUAACACAUGCAAUUACUGUAAUGUUUCCACCUUUCCUUUAGAGUGCAAGCACCCUGAAGUCUGACUAACUGGUUUCUCUGAAUCCUUUCAUAAAUUUUACCUUCCUCACACUCCAACAGCACAUCAAAUCAUAAAAAUCAGUUGCCUCCACUCACUCUUGUCUAACACACACAAACCUGUUGGAUGCCCAAGGACUAGCACUCAAAACCUCAUUUACACCCCCUCUUCCUUCCUUCAACAUUUCCUAGGACAGCCUCCUACCCUUCCUUCACUACACCCCGAUUUAUAUGCCAUCUUGGUCAUCUUAUUUUUCCCCAUCCUCUCUAAAUGUCCACCACCCCCUCUUAACCCUCUGAAUAAUAUUUUUUGGUGAUUCCACAACACCUAAUCUCCACACUUUGAAUUCUCUGCAUAAUAUUUACACCACACAUUGCCCUCAAAACACAACGUCUCUGCUGCCUCCAGCCUCCUUGCUGCAACAUUUAAAACUCAUGUUUCAUGCCCAUACAACAGUGUUGGUACAACUAUUACCUGGUAUAUUUACCUUUGUGCCUCUAAGGAUGAGGUUCUUUGCCUCCACCUGAUUUAGCAAAUUAUAUUUGCUGUUGAAACUAUGUAUUGAUUCAGCUUUUAUGUCAUUUCAUAGUCCAUUUCAUUACUAAAGUGUUUUUUAAUAUUUAUGUAAUUUAUUUUGAAGUUUAGCAUUCAUCUCUGUCCUUUCAUCCCAGACCCUCCAGAAACAAACAAGAAAAAUCUGUUAUUGUCCAUCCUGCUCAUUCUCCAGAAUAUAUUUUUAUUAUCAUGAUCAUUCCUCCUCUUGAUCUAUGUUUUCCAACAUUAUGAGAUGAUGCUAAUAGUCUCUCCUGGUUUUUAUUUAUAUACUCCUUUGUUUAUUUUACUCUCUUAGCUAAUGUUUUUUUUUAACACGCUGGACCUCUUUUACUGAGGCAGAGUGACUUGAAAAAGAAACACUUUCACCAUCCUUUACACUAUCACUGUCCUGCCAGAGGUGGACAGAUUUGACAGUUUCGAUGUCCCUUUAAACAUCGUAUAUCGCAGACCCCUCCUUUAGCCACAGUUAUAUUAUAAACUUCAUUCAGCUAGACCUAGUAGGGCCACAUUAAUUCCUUUCACACAUUUCCAGAUCAGCUAGCAACAGCAAUUACCAUGUAAGGUGUAACAAGAUAUUUUUGACAAAUUAUGAAACUUAAAAAGGUAUACAAGGUAUAUAAACAACACUAUUUUUCCCAUAUUUUCUUCAGUCUAUGUACUGCUGCCUCAUAAAGGUGAAAGUUUACAGGAGCCUGAUCCCUCACAUGCCUAGGUUAUCAUAUCUAUUUUUGAACCCCUGUGGAGUGUGAGCAAGAUAACAUUUCUGGAGGUCUACCUGGAGGGUAUUCCGGGGGUUAAUGACCCUAUGGCCCAGUCCUUGACCAGGCCUCCCGGUGGAUAAGGUAGUCAGGAAACUGAUUAACUGGACUCUAAUGCUGGAGGUAGGAAAUUCAGUACCUGCACUCUGGAGGAGGGGUGGGGAUGUUGCAGAUUAGAGGAUCAUUUGAAUCGUGAUGUCUGUGCAUUUUGAAAAAGACUGCAAUUGAACGAAUGACAGUGAAUGUGUUUUCUUCUUGUACUGAUCCUGCCUUGGUGGAAGAUAGCUGUUGAUAUAAAGAUAAAAUAUACUGUUUAUACAAAAAACAAAGAAUAAUAUGCUCAUUACUUUGUUGGUUACUGUAGGCUUAGAAUGUUUGAUGUGUUUUAUGAUUAUAAUGUAGACAUAUACCAUGUAUGUAGACUGUAUAUAAACAUAUUAAAUUUUUUAGGCCUUGUCAUAUAAAUAAGCAUAAGGCAGAAAAUAUAAGCUAGUUUUAUAAUUUUAUAUACUGUUGUAUAUUACAGUACUUGAUGAUCUGUCCCUGUUGCUUCUUUAUGUUCAGUGUUGAUAAUUAAGCAGUGCUCAGCAAUUUUAUUUGACUCAGCUCCCAGAGGAGAACUGCCCAGUUUGUUAAGGAUGACCUUAAAGUAACUUUAUGUAGCUUUAGGGCCAAGAUUUGCCUUUCUAAAGUAAUGCACACAUUUUUAGAUACAUGUAUUGUGAUGGCUUACACAAAGAGGCAGUGAACUAUUCAUCCUGUGCCUUGAAUUAGGUAGCAUAAAUCUGACAAUGUGUUAUUAGAGUACAGAAGGACCCUUGUUAAAUAAACGCUGCAAGUUACACACAUUCACACUUACGAACAGAGCAUUUUGGAUCCAGGUGCAGUUGCAGUACAAGCGUGUGAAACAGGACCAUACUCCCUUUGUAUUACUGUUAUUUUUUUUUUUUAGCCAACUGCAGAUGCUGCUAGCCAAUGAUCGCAUUGGAUACUUUGUCAAAGGCACACUUCCCCUAUGUGUUAAGAUUAAAUGUUAAAAUGAAUUGGCAAUUUCCAUGAAUUCUUCUGUAAUACAUCAUCAUUAAAUUAAAAAAAUGGAGCAUAUCAAAAGAACUGGAAAAGGAAACACUGGGUCAGCUGUUAGCCAACUGCAAAUGACACUUGCCAGUAAUAACAUUGGAUACAUUGGUGAAACAUUGCUUCCCCAUUCUUGAAAUUCUAAUUUUGUAAUGAAUUAGCAAUUUCCAUGUGAUCUUUUAUUUCAAAUUACAUUUUAAAUUACCCAUAUCUCAAUUAAUUAUUAGAAAAAAAAAAUGCUGUGUCUAUUGAUGGUUUAAGAGGCACAAUUGUCCUCAGAGAUUUGUUAAGUUAUACCACAAAUUAAAGAAAAAUCCUAGACUUCACCUUACGAAACAGACAAUGCAAAUGCAAUAGUAAUUUUGGACAAGGUAGAUUAUAGUGGAAAAAUGAAGAUGUUAUUGGAAAACAGAGGCUCUUACAUGCCCUUUAACACAGGUUUCGCUGCAUCACCCUCUCUAAUAUUGUAGUUUUGUGCUUUUUAUAUAUGUGUGCUUUCUACUCUCUCACUGCUGGAGUUGAAUAUGGUGUAGGAGAAGUGUGGGUGGUGUCAGAUGAUGUGUGACAGAGGCAGUAGCUCUCUCUCCCUCUCUCACAUCAUAUCUAAUAAAGUACUCUUUACAUAUGAGGGUUUAUGUACCAGGUUAUAUAAUGUGUGGGUGUGUAGUUUUUGAGGAUAAUUGUUUAAGAAGGUUAUAGCAAGAGAGAGUAGUGUGGAUGAGUGGAGUUUUGGUGUUCCAUAGUACCUCACCAGGUAACAUGUUCAGAACAUGGUAGCACCAGUGGCUAAAACAAACAAGCACAUGUAUGCAUGCACACACACACACACACAAAGGAUUUGAUACAUUAACUGCUUGAAGAAUCAUAGUCAGAAGAAUGGUACACAAUGGGAGUCUUAACAGCCAUUUUGAAAGGUAAUUUGGGGCCUGUAGAAAUUGUGAUUUAUUAGUAACUUUGUAUGGAUAUACUGUAUAUACUACUAUAUUUUUGGUUUAUUAUUUGCAACAGACCCUCGAUUUAAUGGACAAAAUUCACUUGGUUACUUGAUUCAGAAAAAACAGUCAGACAACCGAUUGUAAGAAUAACAGAAUUUUCUGUUAUUCUUACGAUCACGGUCAAACAGUUUCAUCUCUGUCCACCUCAGACACCAUUACCAGUCACCUUCCCCUUGUUAGUCCAUUAAAUCGAUGCUUUACCAUACCUGUCACUUGAUAAUUUUGUAUUUCUGUAGCUAAUUAUUUGCCCAUUUGAGUGCUUUAAUAUCAAGUUAAUUGCCAAAUAUUAUUCUGCUUUUGAGAAAUGUAUCAAAAGUUUGUGUAAAAUCAUCAGUCUAUAUAGUAUGAUACAAGAAUGUUAUUUAAAACAUUACAGCAGUAUUGGAGUUUGCAAAUUAUACUGUAAACUAGAAAUGAGAAAAUAUAUUUUAUUUUUAAUACACCAGUAAGUACAUGUUUAGGAUCAAGUGACAUGAAAGGAGGUCGCAUCUCCAUGUUAAGGCAAGAAGAAUGAGAGAUUACAGUUUGGGAUGAGUGAGGAGAGUGAGAGAUGAUAGUUUGGGAUGAGUGAGGAGAAAAAGAGAUGAUAGUUUUUGAUGAGGAGUGAGGAGAGUGAGAGAUGAUAGUUUGGGAUGAAGAGUGAGAGAUUAUAGUUUGGGAUGAGAAGUGAGAGAUGAUAGUUUGGGGUAAGGAGUGAGAGAUUAUUGCUUGGGAUAAGGAGUGAGGAGAGUGAGAGAUUAUAGUUUAGGAUGAGGAGCGAGGAGAACGAGAGAUAAUGGUUUGUAAUGAAGAGUGAGAGAUUAUAGUUUGGGAUGAGGAGUGAGGAUGAUAGUUUGGGGUGAGGAGAGUGAGAAAUUAUAGUUUGGGGUGAGGAGAGUGAGCAAUUAUAGUUUGGGAUGAGGAGUGAGGAGAGUGAGAUUAUAAUUUGGUAUGAGGAGUGAGGAGUAUGUCCUGCAGUUCCACCUGAAAUUCUUAUCAUGAUAAAACAUUUAACACUGAGUGUUUUUCCAUCAGAAAAAAUUUAGGGAUUUUUUUAAUCAAGCAUCAGAAAUGUAUUCUUAAGUAAUAUAUUACUUCAUUCUUUGACUGAAGGAAGAGUUGACUUCACUUCUUUCCUGCUUCAAAGGCUAUUCAUUCUGUUUUGCAUCAUGAUCCUGUAAGUGAAGGACUCUUGAUUCAAGGAAUUGAAGAUAUUUUCCUCUUUCUUGGCUCAAACAUGAUGUCUCCCAUACCCCAGACAUUGUUUGAGCCCUGUGAGUUUAGUGCUUCCCCAUAAACAUACAUUAACACUGUCCGCUGUGUGACAUUCUUGCUUAUCCUUCACUGUUCUUAUCUUUCAGUACAUUCUAUUACAAAUAAAAAAAAUGUCAGCCAAUCAUAAUCUUACAUUCAUUUAUAUUGCCAUUUUAUUAGCAUUGCUAAUUUCUAAGUUGACAAAAAUAAAAAGAACAUACGUAUCCUGGUCCCAAACUGUUAACCCUUUCAGGGUCCACAGGCCCUCUCAGAGACUUGUUCUCAGGGUCCCAUAAAUUUAAAAAAAAAAAAAAAAUUCUAAUGAAAAUAUGGAGAAUCUAUUCCCGAUCAUAAUGACACCAAAAGUAUGAAAUUUGAUGGGAAACCUACGGAAUUAUGCUCUCGCGAAGUUAGCAGUCUUCGACGAUGUUUACUCAUUGGCGAUUUUGCACACUUUGAGCCCUAUUUUCGGCUAAUUCCAGUGUGCUAGUCGACAAAAAUCAUAACUAUUUUGCUAGAACUUCAUUUUUUCUAUCGAAUGAGUGCAAGAAACCACCCAUUUACCGAUUUCAAUUAUCCAAUACAGUGGUCAGAAUUUAGCAAUUUUGCCAAUUUCACACAAAUUUCAAAAGAUGCCAAUUUCCAAAUAGGGUCCAGAAUAAUCAAGAAAGACAUUCCUGGCACUAAAAUAACAUUUCCUCUGUUCAUUAGUCACGUCCCCACGCCCCUCUUACAUUCUUUUGCUUUCCAUUUUGAAUUAUUAUUCUCACAAAAAAUAGAAGAUUUACUGUUAUGCAGACUACUGCAUUAGUGUAGAAAUGGUAUAAAUAAUAUUGGCGCACUUGUGAAAGAAUAUUAGACUCGCCAGUUGACGUGUAUUGGACGCUUAGCAUGAUUUGUUUACUUUUGAACUUUGGUAAAAAUCGAAUAUUUCUGCUACUUUGAGCUCAAUUUCAAGGUACUUUUCAUUGUAAAACCGGUCAAAAAUCAUCUCAAUUUCUGUAAUAUGUCUUCCAUUCUAUAAAAUGAGACCAGGAAAACUAGAAUACAACAAUAAAUACCAUACAAAAAUGCAGUGCAAAGUCGCUGUUUUAAUCCAAAAACACGGUCAAAGUUUUUUUUUUUCUCAUUACGCACUGUGUGCUGCAGGAUUUUUUUUUAUACUGCGCACACUGACCACAUAGACCCAUUCUUUCAUAUGUAGACCUACCAGCUUUCUCUCACUAGAUUUGAAGGUGCUAGAAUUUAUGAGUACUAGUACGUCAAAGACCCUGGCACGUAAGCCGUACUAGUACGGCCGAAACUCUGAAAGGGUUAAUUGCACGUGAAACUAUAAUACAAAAUUUGAGAAAAUGCUGUAAAUGUUAAGUUAUUUGCAAUUAUAUUCACAUUAUCAAUAUAACAGCAGCACAGUACGAUGCCCUAUGGAUUGAGCUCUUCCUUUGCAUUUUAAUAAAAAAUUAAUCAAGUAAAAAGAAUAAUUAAAGGAAAUACCUCUUGCCAUUUUUUUCAGUAUUCUAGUGUGCCUAGUUUGCUAGUCAGUGUUUCUAGUGAAAUGAUCAUUUGAGCAGCACUUUACAAUAUUGUUACUUUUUAUUUAUCAGGAAUUAUAAAAUCCCAAAUUAUUAUUAUUAUUAUUAUUAUUAUUAUUAAAUUAUUGUUAUUAUUAUUAUUAUUAUUAUAAAUUAUUAUUAUUAAAUUAUUAUUAUUAUUACCGAAUAAUGGUUAUUAAGAAGUAACAAUAUUGUUCAGCAGGUUCAUUCUUUGAUAGUUUUUAAAAGCUUUAAUUGUAUGAUUGUUAAAAUAAAUACUAAAUAAAUAUUAUAUUAUGUAUUUAUAUUUAUAUUAAAGUCUACUUUCAAUAUUUUGUGCCUAAUAUUUCAGUCUAUGCUAAAUAAUUUGAAGGAAAUAAUGCCAAUUUAGUUAUAACUUUUCCCAUAAAGUAUUGAUUCUUUCAAAAUACAUGAAUAUUAUUGAAACUUCUGGCUUUCUCUUAUUUUAUUAAUGCUAAAUUAACAUGGAAGGUUUCUUGGAGUCCAACAUGGAGCUAGGAGAUUUAUCACCAUGAACUGUGAUGUCAGCAUGCUUCUGGCAAGACAGUGAUUGAAUGAGUGAUGGUGAAAGCUUCUCUUCUUUUUUGGUUCGCAUUACCUUGGGGAGAAGAGAGUUGGUGUGUUUGAAAAAAAGAGGAAGAAGCUGUUUGUUGUUUUAUAUAUAAGCAGAGUUUUCCCUUGGGCAGUGGAAAACAGCAUGAUGUCCAGUGAUGAUAAAUUCCAGCUGCUUGGAUAUGGAAAGAAAGAUGAAUUCGUGAGGGACACUGUAUACAACACUCAAGAGGAUCAUGUAAUAUAACAAAGGGAAGAUAUGAAAGACCUGGGAGUGCUUAUUUACUGUUGCUAUCACUUCACUGAUAUGGUAGCGAGAUCAGGUAUCAUUCUGCUCGUGUAGCAAAACUUUAUCUUAUUUGCCUAUGCAAAGUUAGGAUCUUUUCUUGUUAUUGGAAGGAAGGUUUGCAUGGGACAGACUUUAUUUUGAAAUAUUAUUAAGCAUUUUUUUUUUCUUUAAUAAAAAAAAUGUACAGCACUAUAAAUGCAUUUUCUUAUUUCUGAUUUGUUUUGCCGUGGUUUUGAAAUUUUGAGGUAAUGUGUUCAUAGUCUCAGAAUUAUUGUUAUUGGCUUAGGAUAUUGUUGAUUUAUUCUGCUCUCUAUUUGGGAUGAUAUAUGUUGCUCACUUUAAAUAAAGUUUGUAGAUAUUUCCCCUCCUGAAUAAGAGAAACUUUUGUCCCCCAUUUAAAAGACUCACAUCAGUAGUAGUUUAUGUGCUGGAACGACAAGACAAAAAUGGCUGAAUUGUUCAUGAAUUUUUACAUUUUAUUUCCUGUAUAUUAAUAACAAUUUAAAAUACAACAUACAUUUGUGAAUAAUAUUAUUGGAAAAAAAAGAAGGCAUUGAGAGAGUGGAUGAAUGAUUAUUAAUUUUGAAACACUGUGCUGCCAAGACAAUGGUAGUGUUACAAGGUGAUUCAAGUGAAUCCUGUACUGUACAUGGAAUGACUGGAUCCCCAGGGAUCACUUCUCAAGUGAAUAUCCCAGUAAAACAAUAUAAAUAAGACUGCACACAAGGAGAGAAGACAGAGGCACUGUAAAAAUAUUGAAACAAGCAAAAACUCUAGAUGCAUACAAAUGGACAAGGUUUAUCAUGAAUCACUUGGCAUAAUACAGUACAGUACAAGAAGAGAUGUAUGGGAAAUGUAAGUUUGCAGAUUUUUUUUAUUACAAAUCAAAUUCAGGAUAUAAUUCUUAUUACAGAUUAGUUUCAGGAUGGGUUAGCAGAAAUAGGAUGGAUAGGAAGAAUGUGAGCAGGUAAAAUAAGAUUUUUUAAAUUAUAAUACAUAAUGUAGUAUUUUUAUCUUCACCAGGCUAGUUGUGUGCUUAUUUGAGUCAGGGGUUAUUUACAGUUCACAGGCCCCAAAGUAAAGAUUUUUGUAACUUAAUAAAAUAACCUCAAGUAGUAAAGAGCGUAUACAGGAGGGCCCCGUUAUACGUCAGGUUAGGUUCUGGGCUACUGAUGUAAAGUUAAAAUCAUUGUAAAGUGAAUCAGCUUUUUUUCACUUUAAAAUGCAUAUAAAAGCCUAAUAACAUGUUUAUGUUGUUAAAUAUUAAGUGUGCAAUAUAGCUAUGCCUAAAAAAUGCAUAUACAGUACACACAUUACUUAAAAAUAUUUUCAUCCUUAGCUUAUAGUUAGUGGUGAAUAUAUUUAUUGUAGGAAGUCUGAAUAAAUGAAGAAUGGACAUUAUUUAAAACCACUGUAUUAGUGAAUCACUAUAAAGCAAAGCACUGUAAAGCAGGGCCUGCCUGUAUAAACAUACAGUGGAACCUCGGUACUCGAACUGAAUUCAUUCCAGAAGGCUGUUCGAGUGCUGAACGGAUUUCUUUCUGCCAAUUUUUGUUUUGGUUGGCUGUUAUCACAUCUUCUUAGGCCCCCAGGUUACUUAUUUAUACAAAUAAUAUAAAAAAAACACCAAAAAAUGCAAAGAAACACAAAAUAGUUUACAAUGAAGUACUGGCAUGUCGUGUUUGGUCAAGUGUCGAGCAAACAAUUGACUACUGAGCAAUUUUUUUGCUUAACAAAACAUUUGAAUAUUGAAUUGUUCGAGUAGGGAGCUGUUUGAGUACUGAGGUACCCUGUAUACGUAUAUAGUUCUAUGCUAAUUUCAGUACUAUUGUGUUAGUUACACUGUCAUAUACCAUUUUGCUUUCCUGGUUAUAAUAACUUAAAUUACGUGGUGCCUGAUAUAACCAAUGUUUUAGGUCUGUUGAUACAGUCAUACACACAAGAUCAACACGACUUCUGGUGUAUAACACAAAGCAUCAAAUAAUUGCCGUGUCAGGCAUCUGCUGUGAUUGAUAUAUAUAUUCUAACUGGAUGUAAGAGGAAGUGUUUGUUGUGCGAAACUGUAUUUUUUGCUAAAUCAAUGAAUUGUAUGAAUUCUUCAAUAAAUAAUUGAUAUUU
This is a messenger RNA of Cherax quadricarinatus, 14290 nucleotides long. Lineage: Eukaryota; Metazoa; Arthropoda; Malacostraca; Decapoda; Parastacidae. The record is from RefSeq and is a predicted model, not a curated record.